Molecule: messenger RNA, 2283 nt
Organism: Laetiporus sulphureus 93-53
Lineage: Eukaryota; Fungi; Basidiomycota; Agaricomycetes; Polyporales; Laetiporaceae
Exons: 16
Coding region: 1-2283 (760 amino acids)
Source: RefSeq, a predicted model, not a curated record
AUGAUCAGGACGGAGCUACUUGUGUUGCAGAUGACAAUGUCACAGAUAGCAUGGACUUGGGAGAAGGGGGAAAAAAAGAGAGAUCAUAGCGAUAAACGUGCAUCGCAUUGGAAUGACACGUUUUUUGAGAGCACAACAUUAGCAUCUCUCAGCUACAUUUAUCGACUAGGUCAUGCAGGAAAACCAUGCCAAAGUCCAAGCAAACCAUAUCUGCUUUGUGUAUGUGACAUCAACGGCAUCCACGACAUCAAGGUCUGCUUCUGUCAGUGUAGUGGACUCUACGAGGGCCUCACGUACCGCUGGCAACAACUUCUGCAUGUUGGUUGGUUCCCUGCAAGUACUGAUCGAGCACAGACCACCUUCACAUUUCAAGCUCUGGAAUUCUUUCACCAUCUCACUUUACAAGGAAAGAUGAAUCUCUACGACUUCUUUCAAGCUCUUCGGCAGAUUACCAACAAUUCUGGCACUCAUAAUCGCUACAAGCAAGUGGCACACGUCAUCCGCAUAUGGCGUCAUAUGAAGAUGUUGAAGAGAGCAGUGCGUGGUCAUGAUCCAGAUGGUGUUGAUGCCACACAAGAAGGAGAGCUCACCGUGGAGUGCCCAGCCUGUCCCCAUCCUGGUCACAAUCUACUGGAAGACUGGGAGCAUUUGACCGAUGUCCAUCUGUCACCGGGUUGGGCAUACUACGUGGAGGAAGUGUGCUAUCUCAAGCAUGUUGAGCAACAUGCUCACUUAGAGGAGGAGAAUACCUGCACUGCGGAGCACAAUGCAAUAAUCAAAGCAAAUCUUUGCAAGGAAGGCUACCUGGCAUCUGGAGUCAGUGCUGUGCUCUGUGCCCGCCAUGCAUUUGUCCACAAGAAGGGAGUCGGAGACCUUCAGAAAAGAGAAAAAUUCUGCAACAUCGACUAUCUCAUUCUAUCCACCCUCACAUCGCUUCAUGUGGGGCACACAUAUGGUGAGGGCAUCGAGUUGAGCUGGUCACACAUGAAUCCAAUUGCAAUGAGCGUACAGGAGAUGGGAACUGCGAUGCGUCAAGAGAUACUCGACGAUCAUUGGGGUGCAUGGAAUUGGGGAAAGAUAAUUAAUCUCAGCAAGCACAUGCAAAAUUCAUACAAGGAGGCAGUCUCAAUGCGCCAGAAGCACCGAGAUAUAUUCAACAGAUUUUCGAAUACAUUUGUACCAGCAGUAAUCAAGGAAUGGGAAGAUAUUCAUGAGGCUUGGCAGCAGAAUCACGAUCAUAAGCCUGACCCUUUCGAAGAGCCAACCUCCAUGUGGACGAUGAAUGCAGUCCACCUACAACUGGCACAAGAAGAUGCCGCUGAAGCUGCUCGUGGACAUGUAGCACCUCAUGAAGUGACUGCCAGUGUAUUCCUUCAGCUCAGCUUAGAGCUAGAAGGUCAAGUCCAUGUAUCACAGCUCAAGUCUAUCAGAAAAAGUGACGCCAUGCGUGCUGACUCUCAACAGAAACAGAAUGACAUUUACAUGCCCAUAGCGGCACAGCUACAAAUAGCAGAAGAGUCAGACUAUGCAGCUAACGAUAUGAAGCUAUGCUCCGAAGCAUUGCGCAAUCUUGUCAUGAAGGAGACACGGCUUCGCAUUGCUCAAGCUGAUGAUGCACUUGCAGAAAUUCGUCAGUUACGUCGUGUUCUCAUGGAGGUCCGUCAAUUUCGCAAGAUGAAUGUAUCCGGCACUGGACAAAAAGCAAAUACGAGAAUGCACAAGAUCCAGCAUGCGAUCUCCACCUAUUGUGUCGCUCAUGCUGCCCUCUCCGUACUUGAUCCUGGUGGUGACUGGUCAAAUCGCUUUCUUGUUCUGGAAGAGAAGCACAUCUCUGGACCAAGGUGUGAUGAUGAUAGAAUGGGAGAGGGCCAGUAUGAGCUAUCCUGGAUCUGUGAGGAGGUCUCGAAUACCAGUGAGUACAAUGAUAGCAUGCACGUCGAGUGGGCACAUACAAAGGCACAGGCAGAUAGAUGGGCUGAGGAGAAGCAACUCCUGGAGGAGGAGAUGUGGAAGGUGAGAUGGUGGUGUCAGCAUGCAGGUAAAUGCACUGAUGUCUCUCCAUCCCUGGCAUGUGGGCUUCAUGCCUAUGCUGAAAAAGAGGCUGCAAUCUUUCAAAAACUCUCCGUCAAGUUCAUGUCCAUGUGGCUGCCAUUGCUGCACAAGGCUGGCACAGUUCCAGAAUGGGCCAAGGAUUUUACAGAUGCAAUGUGCAAAUCUAUCAAAGAGAAAGGGUCUGAGGAUGAAGUUGAGGCUGAGUCUGACAUUCCUGAAGAUGAUUUGUAG